AUGGACGCGUCGACUUUACCCAAGCAUCUCAGCUUUCUCAACGAUGCCGCCCAUCUCCUCCGGGCAUCGGCACCCGAGACCUCGGCUCACCUGAUGAGCCAUCACAACGAGCUCAUGUUACUCAACGACGUUGAACAGACCGACGUCCGACGACAACACGUCUGCGGCGCGUGCGGUCACAUUAUGAUUCCCGGGCAGGGCACCACUCUCAAGAUGGAGACCGAAAGAGCGAUGCGGAAGAAGAGACGAGGCACCAAGGCGCAGGAUUCCAAGACCAAGGAGGACGUUCAACGCCAGUCCGGGAUGCGCAAGCUUUUUACCUGCGGCAACUGCGACAUUACCACCAAGAUCUCGUUUCCUCCUCCGCCACGCGUCGCGAGACGUCAAGUCAAGUCGGAGAAGUCGUCUGCGGCCGAGCCAGCCAAGCCUGCAACGGCCAGCUCCAGCAGCAAGAAGCGGGCAAAGAACAGGAAGGCCGGUCUGCAAGCUCUGCUUCAAGCCAAGACUUCGUCCUCAGGAGGCCGAAACUUGAGUCUUGCCGACUUUGCAAGAUGA
Messenger RNA from Colletotrichum karsti, 555 nucleotides. Its product is annotated as RNAse P Rpr2/Rpp21/SNM1 subunit domain-containing protein. Gene Ontology annotation, biological process: RNA processing. The coding region runs from base 1 to 555 and encodes 184 amino acids. Lineage: Eukaryota; Fungi; Ascomycota; Sordariomycetes; Glomerellales; Glomerellaceae. The transcript has a single exon. The record is from RefSeq and is a predicted model, not a curated record.